CCCGGGUCACAGAGGUGCCAGGCCCCAGGCCAGCCCCUGCUUGGGAAGUUCCCCCUGGGGACGUCUUCUGGUGGGUACUCUAGGCCUUAUUCCAGGCCCUAUGGCCUGUGAAACCUCAACACUGGGGGGAAGGCUGGGCUGGACAGCGACCUCACCCGUGGGGCUGGCCCCAUGGAUAAGGUGGAGUGGAUACACAGACACCCCAAGGCCGAGGACCUAAGGGUUGGGCUCAUCAACUGGGCAGGAACUUAUCUCACCUCUGAGGCAUAUAAGAACUCAGUUACUACUACCGCGAAGACUCUGGGCAGGCGACAGACCUGGGAGCUCCUGGUGAGCAACGAGCACGAGACACAGGCCGUGGUACGGCUGAAGAGCUUGCAGGGCCUCUACCUGCUGUGUGAGACAGAUGGCACUGUAUGCCAUGGCCGGCCGAGGAGCAGCCACCACGGCUGCUUCCUACUCCGCUUCCACCGCAAUGGCAAGUGGACCCUCCAGUGCAUCAUCUCUGGCCGCUACCUGGAGUCCAACGGCGAGGAUGUGUUCUGCAACUCCCGGGUCCUCUCAGCAUACCACAUGUGGACACCCCGGCCAGCUCUGCAUGUCCACGUGAUCCUCUACAACCCCACCAGCAACACCUAUGCCCGGGCUGACCCUACAGUGGGCCGCAUCUGGGUAGAUGCAACAAUCCCUUGCCUGGAGGAAUGUGGGUUCCUCUUGCAUUUCCAAGAGGGAUGCUACCACUUGGAGACAUCGACACACCACUUCUUGUCCCACGUAGACCGCCUAGUCACCCAGCCCUCAUCACAGACAGCUUUCCACAUGCAAGUGCGCCCCGGAGGCCUUGUAGCCCUGUGUGAUGGAGAAGGAGGCACGUUAUACCCACAGGGCACACAUCUGCUUCUAGGACUGGGCUCCAAUCCCCUGAGGGGCGAGGAGUGGUUCAUCCUACAGCGCUGCCCAGCCUGGGUCAGCCUCAGAUCAAAGACUCGAAGGUUCAUCUCAGUCAUCUACGAUGCUGAGGUAUGUGCUGCUUCUGAGCGUUUGACCUCAAUGUCCUUGUUCCAGUUUGAAUGUGACAGCGAGAGCCCCACCUUGCAGCUUCGUUCAGCCAAUGGCUACUACCUAGCCCAGAGGCGCCACAGGACAGUGAUGGCUGAUGGGCACCCAAUGGAGUCGGACACUUUCUUCCGGGUGCACUGGAACUGCGGCAAGAUCAUCCUGCAGUCCUCCAACGGGCGCUUCCUGGGCAUUGCAGCCAAUGGCCUUCUGAUGGCCAAUGCCACCAUCCCAGGCCCGAACGAGGAACUGGCCAUUCGAUUUACCAACCGGCCUUUCCUGGUGUUGCGAGGUCGGUAUGGGUACGUGGGCUCCUCGCCGGAGCACGACCUCUUGCAGUGCAAUCUGGACCAGCCCGACUGCAUUCACCUCCUCCCCUGCCGCCAUGGCAUCUACCACUUCCAGGCACAAGGUGGUUCCUUCUGGUCAAUCACAUCCUUUGGCACCUUUCGCCCCUGGGGAAAGUUUGCCCUCAACUUCUGUAUAGAGCUUCAGGGGAGCAAUUUGCUCACCGUGCUGGCACCCAAUGGCUUCUACAUGCGAGCAGAUCGAAGCGGCACCCUACUGGCAGACAGCGAAGAUAUUACCAAAGAGUGUAUCUGGGAAUUUUAGGUCAAUGGGGUACCACCUUCCAAAAUACAAAUCCUCCAAGAAAGACUACUGCCCUAAAUGGAAC
Messenger RNA from Lepus europaeus (European hare), 1732 nucleotides. It is a transcript of the gene FSCN3, whose product is annotated as fascin actin-bundling protein 3. Gene Ontology annotation, molecular function: actin filament binding; protein-macromolecule adaptor activity. Gene Ontology annotation, cellular component: microvillus; lamellipodium; growth cone. Gene Ontology annotation, biological process: actin filament bundle assembly; establishment or maintenance of cell polarity; cell migration. The record is from RefSeq and is a predicted model, not a curated record. Bases 172 to 1668 code for a protein of 498 amino acids. NCBI's taxonomy places the organism in Eukaryota, Metazoa, Chordata, Mammalia, Lagomorpha, Leporidae. The transcript is spliced from 7 exons.